This is a messenger RNA of Capronia epimyces CBS 606.96, 543 nucleotides long. RefSeq lists its product as uncharacterized. Bases 1 to 543 code for a protein of 180 amino acids. The transcript is spliced from 2 exons. The record is from RefSeq and is a predicted model, not a curated record. Lineage: Eukaryota; Fungi; Ascomycota; Eurotiomycetes; Chaetothyriales; Herpotrichiellaceae.
AUGGCGACCGAGACCAUUUACCGCGAACGAGAAGUCCGAAGACGGUAUAGAUGGCCGGAAGUACAAUUGAAUCUGUGGAUUUUCAUAGUCCUGGCCGGAGCUGCGACGGUCUUGGGCAUAAAUGCGUGGUUCAUCUCCGUGCAGAAUCAAUUGAGGGUUGGAGUUCCCUGGCUUUUUACCUUCGCCGUUGUCGUCGGUGGUCUGACGAUUUUGUUUCUGAUCAUCAUCCUCAUCCUCGCCCCUCGUCGCAUGCUGAUACCUGGAGGUAUCCUCCUUGGCUCCUUCAUCCUCUUUGUGUUGUGGGUGACGACGCUCAUCGAAACGGCCAUCCAGCUGUACGGCGAUGGCAACGUCAACAGCAAUUGCAACAACUAUGUCACCGGACAAGAGUACACGGGUGUCUCGAUAGAAACGCUGGCCUGGCUGACCCAGAACAAUAUAUGUUCAUGUUGGAAGGCGUCUUUUGCCUGGUCCAUCAUCUUGGCCGUUUUGUUUCUGUGGAUGAUGAUCUUAUCGUGGCAGGUGCAGAAUUACGAUGACUGA